This is a messenger RNA of Fusarium odoratissimum NRRL 54006, 2118 nucleotides long. RefSeq lists its product as uncharacterized. Bases 478 to 1953 code for a protein of 491 amino acids. The transcript has 4 exons. Gene Ontology annotation, molecular function: metalloexopeptidase activity. Lineage: Eukaryota; Fungi; Ascomycota; Sordariomycetes; Hypocreales; Nectriaceae. The record is from RefSeq and is a predicted model, not a curated record. Gene Ontology annotation, biological process: proteolysis.
UCGGCCAUUCACCCCAGCUCUCCAUACCAGUCUAGCUAAAAGGAAGCAUACCUAUUCACCCUCUUCAAAAGUCCUCAAACCUUUUACAAUAGUUCCUCCGCCACUUGCUCGAACCUAUCAUUACCCUCCCGGACCUGGCUUCCACCCCGCACCUCCUUGUAGAUCUUAUCUCUGCCAUGCUUGUUUAUCGUUGGCGCCACGACAUGGGUCGUGAGCACCAGUCGAUGCCAAGACUUUGUAUUGUUGCGACCUGCCAUUUUCGCAUCGUCUACCGAUAGGUUCAACCGUCUGAUCAGUUUCUGGAUGGGGUAAAAUGUGAGCUUCGCUAGACUGUGUUGCAUCGAGGUUGUGUAGCUGUAGCUAUACGGAUGACAGCUGUAUUGGUAUAAAAAGGAAGGGUCUGUCCCAUUGUUGGGGGACCCUCAGGUUACAUUCUCGUCUUCUAGAGGCAUUGUUACUCGAUUGACAAUUUUCACCAUGAAGUUACUUAAUGCUUUGCUCUGCGGAGCUCUCCUAUUCUCUGAGGUGUCGGCUACCAAGAAGCUGACUCCCAGUCAAGUUGAGGGUGACAUUAAAAAGUCAAAGCUUCGCAAGACUCUUGAGGACCUCAACUCAAUCGCCAAGAAGAACGGCGGCAACCGAGCCUUUGGCUUCCCCGGCUACAAGGCUUCCGUCGACUACAUCUCCAAGCAGCUCAAGGGUCAAUACGGAAAGCAUCUCAACACUUACAUCCAGCCCUUCAACUACACCUUCGAGCAGACCAAGGAUAUUUGGGUCCGAGGACCUGAUGGUGAGGAUGUCUAUGUCAUCACUCUCAUCUACAACGUCGGCACACCUACCCCCGAUGGUGUGACUGCUCCUCUUGUUCUCGUGCCAAUUGACGAUGAGCGCGGAUCUGGAUGCUUUGCUGACCAAUGGGAGGGUGUUGAUGCCAAGGAUAAACUCGCCCUCGUGAAGCGCGGCUCAUGUGCGAUCUCAGAUAAGCUCAAGCUCGCAAAGAAGGCCGGUGCCCGUGGUGUUCUCCUCGUCAACAACCAACCUGGCGAGGGUAUCACCAGUGCGACUCUCAGUGCUGAGAACCUUGAGCUCAUCGUACCUGUUGGCGUGAUUCCUCUUGAAGUUGGAACUGCCUGGAGAACGCGCAUUGAGGGUGGCGAGAAGCUCGAGGUCACUUUGCUGGUGGACUCGUUCUACGAGACUCGUGAGACCUGGAACAUUAUCGCGGAGACUAAGCAGGGUGACCCUAACAAUGUUGUCAUGAUGGGUGCUCAUCUUGACAGUGUUCAAGCUGGUCCCGGUAUCAAUGAUGAUGGCAGUGGAACUGCCGGUAUUCUUGAGAUUGCCAAGUCCUUUACCAAGUACACUGGUUACAAGAACAAGGUCCGCUUUGCUUGGUGGGGUGCUGAAGAGAGCGGCCUUGCUGGGUCUUACUACUAUGGCGAACAGCUCACCGAGGAGGAAGCUGACAGAAUCCGAUUCUACUUCAACUACGACAUGAUCGGUUCUCCUAAGCCCAAGUACUGGGUCCAGGCUAGCAAGCCCGCCGACCGAGUUGGAGGAGAUAUCCUGGCUGCUUGGCUCCGUAAGAAGGGCAAGACCGUUGAGUGGGAGGAGUUUGGUGAAUCUUCUGACUACGCUGCCUUCGUCGAACUCGGCAUCCCCUCCUCCGGAAUCUUUACCGGCGCUGAUGCUGAGACCGAUCCAUGCUACCACUUGGAAUGCGACACCAUCAACAACAUCCACUGGGGAGCUCUGACUCUCAACACCAAGACUGCUGGCCGUGCUGCUGCCCAGUUCGCUCUUAGCCUGAAGGGCGUUCCUCCACGAGACAAGACCUCUGCUAACCCCAAGAGCAAGAGGGCUGUUGCUGCGCGCUUCGAGCAGUGGCAGAAGAAGAAGACUCUUGCUAGCAAUGCGCAUAAGUGUAACCAUAAGACAAAGGUUGUUGUCUAAGCAUGGCAAGAAUGCGUUGGCGGAUAGGAAUGAGACGAGAGAUGAUGAGAUUAUGAUGAUGAUGAAUUAGUGUAUAUAUUAUAUGAAUGUGUUUGACUAUGCGAUAUUCAUUAUGUUUUAUUAAAUGUCGUGGAUAAUAGAUGAAAAUGCUCGCUCGCUCGAUUG